AUCUAGCAUCUCAAUAGAUGAUUUCACAGUUUCGAUCACUAAUCAACACGCCGACGGCGGUGCCACCUUCAACCACUCCAAAACGGGCUGACUUCAGAACAGACAGGCGGCAACGGAACCAAUCCGCUUCUCAAGUUUUCCAUUUCCUCAACGGCGGAGCAAAUUCCACCGCCUACGCCGCGGCGCUCGAGUCCUGCACCUGCCCGGACUUGGGCAAACAACUGCACGCUCACUUGCUAAAAAAUGGAUUUCACGGCCGUGAAUUCGUCGAGGCGAAGCUGCUUCAAAUGUACGGCAAAUGCGGCUGUGUCGACUAUGCAGUGCACGUGUUCGACAGAAUGCCCGACCGAAAUCUGUAUACAUACACAGCGAUUCUCAAUGUGCUUCUCGAUGAUGGGCUGUUUGAGGAAGCCUUGUCGCAUUUCGAGAGGUUGCUUCUUGAGGAUAUCGAGCUGGAGUUUUUCGUUUUCCCUGUUGCUUUUAAGAUUUGUGCUGGCUGUGGCGGGGUUGAGUUGGGGAGGCAGUUGCAGGCGCUAGCGACCAAGGCCGGCGUUCUACAACAUCUCUACGUGGGGAACGCGUUGAUUGACAUGUAUGGGAAAUGCGGGAGCUUGAGCUAUGCCAAGAAGGUUUUCAAUCAUAUGAUGGAAAGGGACUGUGUUUCUUGGAAUUCUAUGGUUACAGCUUGCACUGCUAAUGGGAGGGUUUUGGAAGCAUUGAAGUUGAUGGAGGAUAUGUUGGGGAAAGAAGAAUUGAAUCCGAAUUUCGUUUCAUGGAGUGCUUUGAUUGGUGGAUUUGCUCAGAAUGGGUACGACGAGGAGGCAGUGGAGAUGCUGCACAAGAUGACAGCUGCAGGAUUCGAGCCGAAUGCAAGAAUACUAGCGACUGUUCUCCCUGCUUGUGCUAGGCUGAGGGAGAUGAGGUUAGGGAAGGAGAUGUACGGAUACAUCAUGAGGCGCGGAUUCAUGUCCAGCCCUUACGUUGUCAACGGAUUGAUAGAUCUGUUCCGGAGGUGUGGAGCUAUGGAGAAUGCUCUCAACAUCUUCUCAAAGUGCUCGUUGAGGGACGCGGUGUCAUUCAACACCAUGAUUGCAGGAUACUGCGAGAACAAGGAAAUUAUCAGGGCAAGGGAGCUUUUUGAUAUGAUGGGAUCAAAGGACUUGAUCUCGUGGAACUCCAUGAUCUCGGGUUAUGCAGAUAAUUCAAUGUUUAGUGAGGCUUUGAGUUUACUUAUAGAUUUGAUGAAGCAAGGAGAUAUCAGACCUGAUUCUUUCACCUUAGGCAGUGCUCUUGGUGCUUGCGCAGAGACAGGGUCUCUGAGGCUGGGUAGAUCGAUACAUUCGUACUGUGUCAUCAGAGGGCUGGAGUCGAACCCUUUUGUUGGUGGUGCGCUCGUCAGCAUGUAUUGCCAGAGCCACGAUGUAGAAUCUGCAGAGAAGGUGAUGCAGAAGGUAGAAGAUAGGGAUAUAGUUAUAUGGAAUACUUUGCUCUCUGGCUAUGCUCGUUGCAAUGAGUUGCAGAAUGUACAGAGUGUUAUCCAACGCAUGAGAGAUGAUGGAUUCGAACCGGAUGUGUACGCAUGGAACGGGAUCAUAGCAGGAUGUUUGGAGAAUGGGCGCCAAGAGAUGGCUCUGCAGCUGUUUUCUCAACUGCAGAGUUCAAAUUUGAAAGCUGAUAUCUACACAGUUGGAAUAGCUAUACCGGCCUGCUCGAGGCUCACUAGUGUUGAAAGAGGCAAGCAGGUUCAUGCUUAUGCGAUCAGAUGCGGAUUCGAGAAGGAUUCGUACAUCAGAGCUGCGCUCGUUGACAUGUACGCAAAGUGUGGAGCUAUGGAGUAUGCUGAAUCCGUGCAUGAUGGGAGCCGGAGCCGUGAUCUGGUGACUCAGAACGCCAUGCUGAAUGCAUAUGCGAUGCAUGGAUAUGGCGAGGAAGGGAUAGCUUUCUUCAGAGAGAUGGUGGCUCGUGGCUCGGAACCAGACCAUGUGACAUUCCUGGCAGUUCUGUCUUCGUGUGUGCAUGCCGGUGCAGUGGAGUCUGGGCAGGAGUUCUUUGAUCUGAUGGGGUGUUACAGUGUAGCACCGACGUUGAAGCACUAUACGUGCAUGGUCGACCUACUCGCCCGGGCAGGGAAGCUCGAGCAAGCAUAUGGGAUGGUUGAGAGGAUGCCCUGGGAGGCUGAUCCAGUGAUCUGGGGCGCAUUGCUUGGUGGUUGCAUUAUACACGGGGAUGUCGGUCUGGGUGAGAAGGCAGCACGCGAGCUCAUGAGGUUGGAUCCGGGAAACUCAGGGCACUAUGUAAUGUUGGCGAAUUUGUAUGCUUCAACGGGGAGAUGGAGUGAGCUGAGAGGAAUAAGACAGCAGAUGAAGGACGAAGAGAUGCGUAAGGCACCAGGGUGCAGUUGGAUCGAGGAUAGAGACGAAACUCAUGUGUUUAUGGCAUGGGAUAAAUCACACAAAAGAGGUAGAGAAAUUUAUGACAUGUUGAAUAAUCUAACAGCUCAGAUGAGAUUAAAACAUAUUUAAUGUAAAUCUUAAGGUGCAAACUACAUUUGUAAAAAAACUGUAAAUUGUUUUCUGCUCAGUAAAAGAUCGAUUGAUUCGAGCA
Messenger RNA from Salvia hispanica, 2604 nucleotides. Its product is annotated as pentatricopeptide repeat-containing protein At2g13600-like. Gene Ontology annotation, biological process: RNA modification. The record is from RefSeq and is a predicted model, not a curated record. Gene Ontology annotation, molecular function: protein binding; RNA binding. NCBI's taxonomy places the organism in Eukaryota, Viridiplantae, Streptophyta, Magnoliopsida, Lamiales, Lamiaceae.